UCUCUCUCUCUCUCUCUCUCUCUGCAGCACCCAACAGAUCUUCAAAUCUCUCUCUCUCUCUCUCUACACAUACACAUGAUUCAGUGGUUACAUCGAUUGCUGAGUUGCACAUGAGAGUGACACAGUAGUGAAAUGACCUCUGAGAACUAGGGCUUCUUCUUUUUUUAUCCAGUAGUUAUGGCGACCACGCACAGCUGGAGGGACUCCUACAAGGGCAUGUCCUCCGACAAUAUUAAGGGCUUGGUCUUGGCCUUGUCUUCUAGCGUCUUCAUCGGUGCGAGCUUCAUUGUUAAGAAAAAGGGCCUCAAGAAGGCCGGUGCUUCUGGGAUUAGGGCAGGUGUUGGAGGUUUCUCAUACCUAUAUGAGCCGCUAUGGUGGGUGGGCAUGAUAACAAUGAUUGUUGGAGAAAUUGCUAAUUUUGCAGCUUACGCAUUUGCACCAGCUAUUCUGGUUACUCCUCUUGGUGCGCUCAGCAUUAUUAUCAGUGCGGUACUUGCUCAUAUCAUUUUAAAGGAGAAGUUACAUAUUUUUGGGAUUCUUGGUUGUGCUCUCUGUGUCGUGGGUUCUAUCACAAUUGUCCUACAUGCUCCUCCAGAACGUGGGAUUGAAUCUGUGAAGGAAGUGUGGGAUCUUGCUACUGAGCCAGGUUUUCUCCUUUAUGCGGCUCUGGUGGUAACAGCUGUCUUUGUACUUAUAUUUCACUAUAUCCCACAAUAUGGUCAGACACAUAUAAUGGUCUACAUUGGAGUUUGUUCUCUAGUUGGUUCUUUGUCGGUCAUGAGUGUCAAAGCACUAGGAAUUGCCUUGAAGCUAACAUUAUCAGGAACGAACCAACUCAUAUAUCCCCAAACAUGGGCUUUCACUAUUGUAGUCAUUACUUGUAUACUUACCCAAAUGAAUUAUUUAAAUAAGGCCCUUGACACGUUCAACACAGCUGUUGUAUCUCCAAUAUACUAUGUUAUGUUUACAUCUCUAACCAUUUUGGCUAGUGUGAUCAUGUUUAAGGAUUGGGAUAGGCAGAAUCCAGCCCAGAUUGUAACGGAAAUGUGUGGGUUUGUGACAAUCCUGUCAGGGACCUUUCUUCUUCACAAAACGAAGGACAUGGUUGAUGGUAAUGGUUUGUGCACAUCUUCAUCCAUGCGACUUCCCAAGCACAUGGAUGAGGAGGAUGGUUACGAACAGGAAGGCAUUCCUCUCAAGCAUCAGGACUCAUUGAGAUUGCCGUAACACAUUCUCACUCUUCCCU
Messenger RNA from Camellia sinensis, 1246 nucleotides. RefSeq names its product putative magnesium transporter NIPA4. The record is from RefSeq and is a predicted model, not a curated record. Gene Ontology annotation, molecular function: magnesium ion transmembrane transporter activity. Gene Ontology annotation, cellular component: membrane. Gene Ontology annotation, biological process: magnesium ion transport. NCBI's taxonomy places the organism in Eukaryota, Viridiplantae, Streptophyta, Magnoliopsida, Ericales, Theaceae.